AUGACUUCGAAUUUCCACGUCGCCAUCAUCGGCGCCGGUCUCGCCGGCUUGGGAAUGGCGCUUGCUCUCCACGCACACUCAAUCCGGUGCACAGUCUACGAACAGACGCCUUCGGCUGGCCGUUUUGCUGGAGCGGUCAUGCUGGCGCCCAACAGCCUGCGCAUCCUCGACAGGUACGGCGUGUAUCCCCAGCUUUGCGAGCAGGGGUUCAAUUUCGCGGUCGUCGAGAUCAGGGACUCAGAAGGCAAUGUGAAAGACAGCGGCUUCUACCUGGGGUCUCGCGAACUGUUUGGGUAUGAUGCGCUGAGGGUGUAUCGGAAUGCGAUUCUCAAGGUGCUUUCGGCGGCGUGCGCUGAGAGGCAGAUCGAGGUUGUCUACGGCAAGAGAUUCUCCAAAGUCCUAUCCGAGGACGAAGGUGGAGUGGACUUCAGAUUCCAGGAUGGAACCACGGCUCACGCGGACGUCUUGAUCGCCGCGGACGGGAUACACAGUAAGAUCCGGACGUUGCUGUUUCCGCAGUCCAACCCUGAAUACAACGGAGUCCUCGUGGUCUGCGGCGCCGUCAAGGCAUCGUCCCUCCAAGGAGCGGGGGCCGGGCACGACGAGGCCACCACCGUUGCCAUGCUCGAAGGCCGAAACGGUGUCGGAGCUUUCCUCCUGGGUCCACAGCUUCCCGAUGCCAGUGAGCUUCUCGCUGGCACGCAACGUGCCUUUCCUCCUCAGACACGCGAGGAAUGGGCCCGCCUCUCCGCGGAUCGAGACUUUCACCUCGCAUUUCUCCGCGAGGGCUACGGGGGCCGGUUACCCGUCGUCCAGAGCGCGGUGGAUAACAUCGUGCCCGGAAGCACGUACAUCUGGCCGCUGCAGACUUUGUCCCGAUUGGAGAGAUGGUGGUCGUCGUCGUCCCAAAACGACGAUGGUGGCGAGGGAGGUGGCCGGGUGAUCUUGAUCGGAGAUGCGGCGCACGCGAUGCCGCCCACGAGUGGCCAGGGCGCGAACCAGGCCUUUGAAGAUGGCUGGACGCUCGCUCGAGUCCUCCACGCCGUGUUCAACAGCGCCGCCAACGCUGGAAGCGCGGGCUUAAGGGGCGCGAGCGUCGGCGGGAAGUUAUGCGAAUCGUUGCGGGAAUGGCACCGACGUAGACAAGAGAGGAUCGACGAGAUCCUCAAGCUGACGCAGCGGAUGCAUAACUUGCGAUUGCCGAUCGAAGAACAGCGGAGGUUGAACGACGGCGAGGUGUACAAGUCUCUCCCGAGAUCCCAAGCUCAGGUUGAGCGUGGAGCCGACAUGGACGGUGCGGGUGAGAAAGCCGUGGUCGAGCAAUGGGGGUGGCUGUACUGUCCAGAGGAUCUCGUGAACGACUUGAAGAUGGAAUCGCAAUGA
Messenger RNA from Cladophialophora immunda, 1383 nucleotides. RefSeq lists its product as uncharacterized. Gene Ontology annotation, molecular function: monooxygenase activity; FAD binding. The coding region runs from base 1 to 1383 and encodes 460 amino acids. The transcript has a single exon. NCBI's taxonomy places the organism in Eukaryota, Fungi, Ascomycota, Eurotiomycetes, Chaetothyriales, Herpotrichiellaceae. The record is from RefSeq and is a predicted model, not a curated record.